This is a messenger RNA of Penicillium olsonii, 441 nucleotides long. NCBI's taxonomy places the organism in Eukaryota, Fungi, Ascomycota, Eurotiomycetes, Eurotiales, Aspergillaceae. The record is from the annotation of a GenBank genome assembly.
AUGAACUACGAUCUUUCAAUAGAGGUCUUUGGACCCGGCACAAAUCCCAACUUUCGAUCCCACUGGGGAUUCAUGAUCAACAAGCCUGGGAACCUAGCAUUUGGCGAUCUCCUACAAGUCGAGGUCAUCGACGCCAACAAGCUAUGGUACGGAUUCGCCCCGCGAUAUGCAACCAAGAUCAUCGACAAAGCCGCGGUGGGAAUGUGCAAGAUUGCAAGCCUAACGUCUGAGCAACGACGCGAGGCCAUCACCAUCAUCGAGAAGGAGCCUGCUCCGAGAAAUGCGAUAGGAAGGUGUCAGGACUGGAUUUUCGAUGCCCUCAUCUCCUUGGAGAUUGAAGAGCUGGUACCACCGGGCACUUCGGAGUUUUGGAAGGGGAUGAUUGGCAGGCCUGCGUGUGAGGUUGCUGAAGCGUGUGGCCCUGACUGGGUGGCUUUUUGA